Molecule: messenger RNA, 1068 nt
Organism: Rosa rugosa (rugosa rose)
Lineage: Eukaryota; Viridiplantae; Streptophyta; Magnoliopsida; Rosales; Rosaceae
Exons: 5
Coding region: 1-1068 (355 amino acids)
Molecular function (GO): RNA-DNA hybrid ribonuclease activity; nucleic acid binding
Source: RefSeq, a predicted model, not a curated record
AUGGAGGAGAAGCAACUAAAGAACGAGGCUGUGAAGGUAUGGCUGGAUGAUCUCAGAGACUUGAUUUAUGAUGUGGAUGACAUCUUGGACAAGGAAGGAAGGAGCGUCGUGAGCCUUACUUUGGGUACCAUUCAUGAAAUUUUCCCUAAACAUAAUCUCUCUAAGAAGUUAACAGGGUGGCUCUCCAAGUUACUUAGUGCUGCUGGGUGGGAGGUCCUAAUCAAGGAAGUUGCUCAGGCUAUCCCUCUUAGUCCUCGGAAUCAUGAUGAUAGAUGGAUUUGGAGUGGUGAUAAAAAGGGUCAAUUUAUAGUGAAAUCUGCAUACCAUAUUGCUAGAAGCAGAAUCCUUGAUGACCAUCAGGGAAUUCCUAAUUCUAGUGCAAUUCUAUGGAACCAAAUUUGGAAGGCUCCUGUACCAGGCAAUGUGCAAAUUUGUGCUUGGAAUGCGGCUUCAAAUAUUCUUCCUACGCGUAGCAGGCUCAGCCAAAAAGGUAUUGACAUUGAUACCCAAUGCACGUUUUGUGAGGAGGAAGUUGAAUCCCCUAUCCAUGCACUGCAUGAUUGUACUCAUGCAGCAAAGGUUGUGCCAAUGACUAUAGGCUGGUGGGCAGACUACAAAUCUGCACGUCUUUGUUCCGCUUCUCCUAUUGUUCAGGGAAGAACUUCUAGAUGGACAAAGCCUCCAGUUGGUUUUAUUAAAUUGAAUGUUGAUGCUGCAUUUGAUUUGGAAUCUGGGCUUACAGGUCUGGGCGGCAUUUUUAGCAAGAUGGCUAUUGAACACCAACUUACGCCAUUGAUCGUUGAAACUGACUGCAAGGAUUUGGCAUUGGCGAUUAAUGGAUCUUCCUUAGAUAAUUUCGAAUUGGGUUUUUUGCUUCAUGAUUUAAGAGACUUGCUGCACGAAGCUUUGGCAGCUAGAGUGGCUUUUGGUAGACGGACAACUAAUCAAGUGGCUCAUAUUCUGGCUCAGGAAGACAAGUUAGACCAGUUUGUGUUAGACUUUGAAAAUACAAGAACAGUUUCGGAGAACAAGGUACCCAACUCAGCAACAUCAAACUUCUUUUCAUAA